GCACAACAACAAAGACGCCAUUUCCUUCUUUUUCUAAAACAGGUUAAGCUAAAUCUUUAGCCUCUAAAAAUGAGCUUGUUUUUACCCAAAUUGACUUCUAAAAAAGACAUAGAUGAAGUUAUUAAAGGCGUAGCAGAGAAAGUUGUAGUUCUGCGCUUCGGGAGAGACGAAGACUCUGUUUGUCUGCAGUUAGAUGAAAUUUUAUCAAAAACUGCCCACGACUUGAGUAACAUGGCGUCCAUCUACAUAGUUGAUGUCGACAAAGCUCCUAUUUACACCAGGUACUUUGACAUCAGCUACAUCCCCUCAACAGUUUUCUUUUUCAACGGGCAGCACAUGAAAGUUGAUUAUGGCUCUCCUGAUCACACCAAGUUUGUUGGCAGCUUCAGAACCAAGCAGGAUUUUAUCGACCUGAUUGAGGUGAUUUACAGGGGAGCCAUGAGGGGGAAAAUGAUUGUCCAGAGUCCCAUCGACCCUCAAAAUGUUCCAAAAUAUGAUCUCCUCUACCAUGGAAUUUAAAAGCAACGCCCUCAUCUGUAUGGACUCAUUAAUAAGCACCAACUACAGUUUAGCAACUAUGAAGUUGGCUGGACAUGUUUUGAUACGACAAGUAAUGUUUCUCUGAUUUAGAGACUGUUAAAAAAAAAAAAAUCUAAACCAUUAACCACAAAACACAAAGGAUGCUCUUUUUGUCUUUUAAAGGCUCUUUGACAUUCGAGCCUACGGAUACGUUUUGAUAUAUUUGUUGAAACGGUGCCUUUAUGUUUUUAAUUUUCCCAUGGAAAACAGCUGUAGAUUUGAAAGUAUUUAUCAAAUGUAAAAACCUGUUUCAAUAAACCUGAAAUACUCCUGUU
Molecule: messenger RNA, 854 nt
Organism: Nematolebias whitei (Rio pearlfish)
Lineage: Eukaryota; Metazoa; Chordata; Actinopteri; Cyprinodontiformes; Rivulidae
Product: thioredoxin-like protein 4B
Exons: 3
Coding region: 70-519 (149 amino acids)
Biological process (GO): mRNA splicing, via spliceosome
Cellular component (GO): spliceosomal complex; U4/U6 x U5 tri-snRNP complex; U5 snRNP
Source: RefSeq, a predicted model, not a curated record